AUGAAGCUGGUGGCAAUGGAGCUAGCAGAUGAUGAAGCAGUUUACACUACUGCUCUAAUGAGGUCUCAGGCCCUAAUUUUCCUUCUCUUUGGCCUUGCCACUCUGAAUGUAGAAUGCAAUCUUGAAGUGGAUAGUCUAUAUGCCUGGAAGACCAACUUGGUGGACCCAAACAAUGCCCUCCAGAGCUGGGACCCAACAUUAGACAAUCCAUGCACCUGGUCUCACAUCACUUGCAACACGGAGAGUAGUGUCAGUACAGUGGACCUUGGCAAUGCGGGAUUAUCAGGAACUCUUGUACCUCAUCUCGGACUUUUGCCCAACCUACAAUAUUUGAACGUAUCUGGUAAUAAGCUUAGUGGAACCAUUCCGAGAGUAUUAGACAACUUAACAGGACUGAUCAGCUUGGAUCUGCAGCAAAACCAACUCAGUGGUAUCAUCCCACCAACUCUAGGCAACUUGAGGUCCUUAAGAUAUAUGAGAUUGAACAGUAAUCAGCUAACUGGUGAAAUACCAACCCAAGUGAUUCUACUCAUUUUUGGGGGCAAUUUGAGGAUUAUGUAA
Molecule: messenger RNA, 561 nt
Organism: Ilex paraguariensis (yerba mate)
Lineage: Eukaryota; Viridiplantae; Streptophyta; Magnoliopsida; Aquifoliales; Aquifoliaceae
Source: the annotation of a GenBank genome assembly